CCGCAUCAUAAUUUAGAUUUCAAUCCUCUUCUCUCUUCUGAGCUUCUUCUUCUUCUCUCUACUCUGUCACUGUUCGAUUCAGAACUCCAAACCCUAAUUUGAGAUGACCACGCUGAAGCUGGACUCGCUUUCGCCGACUGAAACCGUGGAGAUAGAGAACGGACUAUCGCUAACGCCGCGGAUGAGGCUGAAUAUGACGGUGUAUCCGUCGAGCCAAGUCGUGAGCAAGCCGAUUGACGAGUGGAAGAUGAAGCAAACCCUAAUUGACUUCCUCAAAACCUCGCUUUCCGAUCCGAUCACAGUUCAGGAGGAGGACCUGAAGAUUCGAAGAGUGAAGGACCUCAAGAAGCGGAAGAGGGACGACCCUGUGGCUUCUGGAACCAUCUUCAUCCGCGACCUAGGGUUUCUGAGGAAGAAGAGCAGGAAAGAUGAGAAGGAUGAGAGGAGCGUUGAGGAGGUGGAGAAGAAGUUUGGGGAUUGGAGGAGGUACAUUGUGGACAAGAUGGAUGGGAUUGAGCUCAAUUUGGAAGGGGUUCAGUUUAAGCUAAACGUCGCCGUUUUGGAGUCGGAUGAUUUCAUUGUGAUGAGGAAAGGCUGGGAGGAGUUUCAGGCUUUCGGAAAUCGAGGGAAGCAAGAGACUGAUACUAUAAUACUGAGGGGAGUUCCUUCAAGGUGGUUCGCAGAGCCGCGAGUUUCGUCAAAGCCUUCAAUGCUGGUCACACAUACCAUUUUUUCUACAUUUGGGAAGAUAAGGAAUCUUAAUGUUGCUGAGGACGAUGAUCCAGGUAAGGAUGCGAAUGAGGAUGGUGAGGAGUUGGUAUCAGGUCUGCAUUGUAAGAUUGUGGUUCAGUUUGAAAAACAUAAGGACUUCUACAAUUGUUUCAAGGCGUUUUGUGGCCGCUCAUUGCAGAAGCUAGGCAGUUUGUUGAAGGCUGAUUAUGAGGUUGCAUGGGACAAGGAUGGAUUUUUUCAAGAUUUGAGAAAUCAAAUACAGCAAAACGGUAGUAGGACACGAGAAACUACAACAUAUCCGAGGCAACAGCAACACUUUUCUCGUUUUAGUGACAAUGAAGCUCCCAGAAAGAGAUUUAAGGAUUAGAAAAGGCAGGGUCUGAGAAUUCCUUGUAGAGCUGGGAGUUGAAGCUCAUACAAGCCACUGUAUGACAGGAAAGUGCUAAAGAUUAGUCUUCAUGCUAGAUCAAAUAUGAAAGAUUAGCCUUUCGUAAAUGUAACGAGUACCAUUAAGCCCCCAAAUUUGUACCAACAAUUUAUAUAUGCGUUUUGUUGGGGAUCAGUGAUUAAACAUUUAAACAUUAACAGUUAUGCUUCUUCAUCCAA
This is a messenger RNA of Argentina anserina (silverweed cinquefoil), 1338 nucleotides long. RefSeq lists its product as uncharacterized. The record is from RefSeq and is a predicted model, not a curated record. NCBI's taxonomy places the organism in Eukaryota, Viridiplantae, Streptophyta, Magnoliopsida, Rosales, Rosaceae. The coding region runs from base 104 to 1099 and encodes 331 amino acids. The transcript is spliced from 5 exons.